GUUUUUCUCUUUUAAAUCAAAAUUAUAUAAUAACACAAGAUAUAGCAAAAAAAAAAAAAAAGAAAAAAAAUGCAGUCUUUAAUUAUAGCUAGUGUGUUGGUUUUAAUGUUAUCCGUGGAGCAGGGUACUGCUAUCAAAUGUUAUGUGUGCAAUAGUCAUAAGGAUGCCAAUUGCGCUUUAGAGAUCCCUCCAGAUAAUUUAUUAAAAGACUGUCAGGAGGAUUAUCCAACCCGAGGUAAAGGUAUACCAACGUAUUGCCGCAAGAUUACACAGAUUAUCGAAUUUUCAGUCAAUAAUUUGCCGCCCGAUAGUCGUGUUAUUCGGACAUGCGGUUUUCAAAAUCAGACAUCCACCAAUUAUUGCUACCAACGAGCUGGUUUCGGUGGCCGUCAAGUAGUGUGCUCCUGUGAUACCGAUAAUUGUAACGCUGUCGCUGGCCUACAAUCCACUACGAUGGUUGUUGUAGUUACUUCAUUAUUCGUCGGUUUGGCUUCAAUAUUAAAGCAGUUGGUCUAAAAGCAUUGAAAAUGUUAUUAAAAAAAACAAAAACUUUUUAUUUUGGUUUUCUCCAUGAAAUGUUUUUACGCUUUCUAUUUUCAAUUUUUCGUUUACUCAAUCCUCUUAAUUAGUUAAUUGUUUUACAUAUUAUUAUGCAUAAAAAUAAUCAUUUUAACGAAAGCACCCACGCAUAUGUACGACGUAGACAACAUUUCUAGAUAUAAUUUAAAGUAUUUUUCGCAUUGCAUCGCAUAACUAUUUGUAAAAUGGCGAAGGAUAUGUUGAAUUAUAGGUAAAAAUAAAAAUUUCAAUAAGGAAUAAAAUUUAAUAAGACGUGGAUAUGUACUGUUUUUAUUUUCAUAGGAUAUUCUCACAGAACGAUGCGGGGCGCAACUGCAUCGGCAAUAUGGAACAAUUGUACACUUUGGUGGCUUAAUUGGAAGACCGGAUUUAUUAUUCAUAUAUUUCGACCCGAUAGAUGGUUUAUGCCUCAUCAAUGCCGAUUUCCUUUUAACGAUAAGCAAAUAAAACCAGAAAAAGAAAACGUGUGAAAGUAGCUGAACACAAAAAAUGUGUUAGAUAUUAUUUAAAAAUAAUUGGAAAAGUUCUAUUCCUCUUGCGGACGAAUCUUUGAUACUUCCCAUCUCAAAGCAAUGUAUAAAAGAAGAAGCCUUUGCGUGCCUGUUGAUCGAUCGACCCUGGUUUCCGUUUAUGGCUCUCGACAGGCUACACCUAUCGAUUAAAUAUGCAUUUUUCUUACAAUCAGAUGGAAAAUCUUUCGCUCGGAAAAUUGCUGUCGAGUAACGUCUUCAAGUUACGAUCGAGUUUACUCGUUAUACAGAACCACGACCCAUGUUUAUAAUCCUUGCAAAACGAACCAAGCUUUAGAUCGCUUAUGUGCUCAGAAUUCUGCACAGCUACAGCUACAGCUUCUUCUUCACCGACUAUUGUUGUGUCAAUCAUUUACCCUAAAUUUCACAUUAACAACGGGGCUGUAAGUUCCACGUUACCGCUUAAGCCAAUUAAAAGAAUAUUUCGUAUGCAUUGCAUAGAUAUAAGUCUGGCCUGCAGCAGUCAUUGUUUCCGUCUCUGAAGAUUCCAAAAUCGAACAAACAACUAAAUCAUUUUAGGAUCUACUACGUAUUACUAAGCAUAGGUUGGAAUGGGUAUUUUUUGAUGUUACAAAGAAACGCCCAUUUUAGUGAUCUAUCUUCCAAUAAGAAGUAUAAAGGUGAAGAAAAAUUUUAACAAGUUUUAGCAUAUACUCUGCAGUUUUUAAUAAAUAUUUUUAAAAUAGCUUUAUUUGAA
Messenger RNA from Glossina fuscipes, 1806 nucleotides. RefSeq lists its product as uncharacterized. The record is from RefSeq and is a predicted model, not a curated record. Lineage: Eukaryota; Metazoa; Arthropoda; Insecta; Diptera; Glossinidae. Gene Ontology annotation, biological process: regulation of synaptic transmission, cholinergic; positive regulation of voltage-gated potassium channel activity; sleep. Bases 70 to 516 code for a protein of 148 amino acids. The transcript has 3 exons.